UUCUCUAAAUUUAGCUCUACUUUAAAUCUGUCAUAUUAGCACAGUAGUAUUAAGUAGUUAAUUUCUUACACAUUUUAGGAACACAUCUACUUUAAUCCUUUUAGUUAAUGUUCUAACCCCUGUUAAUGUUUAGUGGCAAAAAUGAGUGUUGUCACUCAGGCCUGUUUGGUGUGGAGUGGGAGGGGUGUAUCCAUUAGUAACCAGCUAGGAUAGAGGCGUAUAGAAGAAAACACUAACCCUGAAAACUACAAACACUUGGAGCUUUUAGGAUUUCGAUUUCUGUAUAAAGACUGAAACCUGGCAUAUACUAAAUGGUUACCGGGUCAAGUGAAGGUGAAGUACCAAGGAAGGGUAAAACAGAAAUAGAAAGAAUAUUUCAGCAUGCAGAGUCAGGCCCUAAAUCAGGAAUGGCUUUAUCCACAAAGAUGUACAUUUACUAGUACAAUUUCAAGUCCUCGGUAUGUGGAUGUUGACAGUGGAAUUAUAAGUUUAUCCAGCACUGUCACUUACAGUGGAGGAAAAAGCCCUUUGUUUGUGGAGUCAUCAUCUUGUUUGACCAGGUCUGGAUUCUCCCAAACUCAGCCAGAAAGCAGCAUGGAGCUUAUCUUCCGAAAUUCUGAGACCAGGAAACGUGCCCUUGAAGAAAGCCUCAAGAAUGCUCAGAGUGCAAUACAGCAUCAGUCAAACAAACUGGGGCAACAGCAGACAGAAGUCCUCACUAGUGAAGCUACUAUUGACACUCUGUUAGCACAGCAAAAGGUAUUGGAAUUAAAAACCGCCCAGAUAAAAGAAAUGAAAUCUAAAUUUCCUUCAGCUGGCAAGAUUGACAUUUUGAAGCAAAGUGAACUGGAGAGAAGAAUUCAUUAUUUGGAGCAAGAAACUGACAACAUAAACUACAGAUUGGAUCAAGCAAGACGAAAAUAUUUGACCCCAGGUUCUUUUUUGCUCAAAACUGAGAAUAUACUUCCAACGGAUAAAUACAAACUGUCUGCAGAUCUUAUUUGUGACCAUGAAACGCUGGGGUCCAUAGUCAAGUGCAAUGAACAGAUGAUGGAAAAAGAGAAUCUCAAGAGAGAGUCUGAGCACUUAGGUGGCAGAAAAGAGAAAUACAGUUUCAACAUUAACCAACGUCAACUUGAAGAGAACCUUCAGAGGAAUUUAGAGAUGACUGGUCUGUCUUUAGAGAAAGAUCAGCUUUAUAAGGAUAAAUGUGAACUGCACCAGUCUGUCCAGCAAUUGUCUGCAGAUCUCAAUUGUGCAGAGAGAGACAAGGACACACUGGGGUCCACAGUUUCAAGUCUGCAUGCUGAACUUUUUCAAGUCAGGUGCAGUGAACAGAAGUUAGAAAGAGAGAAACUCCAGCUAGAAUCUGAGCUCUUAGGAAGCAGAAAAAUCAAUGAAGACAUGUUACAUGAGUUAAUGUCGCUACGACAAAAAAUGUGUUCUUCUGAGGAGACUAGUGUCCAUUUCGAGAACGAGAAGAGGGUUCUUACAGCAAGAAUCAAAACUCUGGAGACUGACCGACAACAGCUGAUCAGCCAAAAGGACUUGCUUCUACAGUCACUUAAAAAAUCAAGAAGAGAAAACAACUGUGACUCAAAGCAAGAACUGGACAGAACAACAUCAGAAGUCCAAUCUUCAGAGGUAAAAGAAUGUGUUAACUGUAAAAAACUGAAGGGAGAACUCUGGGAAGUUAAAGAACAGCUUGCCAUUCACCAGCAACCUGCUCAAUAUAUCAUGCAAAGUUGUGGGGAAGCCAUGUGCACUGAACCAAAGCUGCCAGCUGCUGAGAAGAAUCGGGUAGAUGCUGAAGAGAAGACCAGGAAACUUUUACUUCAAUUUGAUGAGGUACAGAAAAGCAUAGAAUACUUGGCAAGUCUGAGGCUAAAACUUGAACUGUUAGUGGAGAAAAAUAAAAGAAUAAUCAGUGAAAGUACGGACUGGGAUGAAAUAAUCAAGAUAAUGAAAAAACAGAAGAAUUUUCUUUCAAGAAUGGCUUCUUCACAAUUAAAUCUGAAGCAGAUGGUUUCAGAAAGUACACCACUGAAGCCGGAGAGUCAGACCUGUAAAUGUAUUCAUGACCCUGAAAUUCAAGGGGAAUCACAUGAUCAAAAACAAGAACAGCUAAGAACUCGCAUUAAACAGACUAAAGAAGAAACAGAAAAUGAAGAUUCCAGUCAAAGAUUACAGGAAACUGUAUGUCGACACGAGAACCAACCAAAAACAUGUAUUGCAUAUACCGAGAAUAAAAACAACGCUGAAGGCUUUUGGGGAAAAGACACACAGCUACAGCAAGAGAAAGCCCAAGAACUUCAAGAAGUGUCAACGUUAACAUUGAGCAAUGCAAUCAAGGACAUUGAAACGUGGAGAAAACAAAAUAAGAAAAACCUUGAACACCUUCUCGAUGAAAAUAUCUAUCUGAAGAAGGAAGAUCAACUUAAAGUCAAUAAGGGGCCUGUUUCUCUGGUCACAUGGCAAAACCACUUCAGCAAAGGGAUCCAAUUAUUGCAAUGACUUCUUCUCUAAUAGAGUUAUUAGUCCUGUUUUCUGUUCUAUGUGUCUGAAUAUACAGGUAGUGUGCAAAAAAUGGGAACACCUGGGUAAAUGAGGGACACCAAGUAUAUUGAAAGCAAAAGCUUCCACACAGGUGUGGCUCAUGUGUUAAUUAAGCAAAUAACAUCCCAGCAUGCUUAGGGUCAUGUAUAAAAAUGCUGGACAGGCCUGGUUGCCUAUAAUUAUGGUUAGCAUGGCUGGAAGAGGAGACCUCGGUGACUUUGAAAGAGGGGUGAUUGUUGGGGCGCGUUUGGCAGGAGCUUCAGUGACCAAGACAGCUCAACUUGCUGAUGUUUUACGAGCAACGGUGUCUAAGGUGAUGUUGGCAUGGAACUCCGAGGGAAAGACAUCAUCAGCAAAGGGCAACAGUGGGCGGAAGCGCAUACUCCAGGAUCGUGAUAUCCGUGCAUUAAUUCGAAGUGCAAGGCAAAACAGGCGAGCAACUGCAGAUCAAUUGACUGCAAAUUUCAACCUGGGGCGCGAGCAGCCAGUUUCAUCAAAAACGGUCCGUUAAGAACGGGAUACCAUAGUGGCCCAAUGCCCUAUUAAGUGACUUUACAUUGGUGUUUCCAUUUUUUUAUCCACUACCUGUAGGCACUGUAAUCUGCAGUUCGUUAAAAUGUGUAUUCGUUAUUGGCUGAUAAGUUUGAUCGAACUAGAAAGCUGCUUUUUCAAUUCUUUGAUUUUCUUAGAACAGCAUCUGUGUCGGCUGCCAUUAUAUAUGGUUAUGGUUCUCGUUCUAUUAGUUAUUUUUUUUUGGUAAAUAUAUAUAUUAUUAUUAUUUGUUUAUUUAGCAGACGCUUUUAUCCAAGGCGACUUACAGAGACUAGGGUGUGUAAACUAUGCAUCAGCUGCAGGGUCAAUUACAAUUACGUCUCAACCGAAAGACGGAGCACAAGGAGGUUAAGUGACUUGCUCAGGGUCACACAAUGAGUCAGUGGCUGAGGUGGGAUUUGAACUGGGGACCUCCUGGUUACAAGCCCUUUUCUUUAACCACUGGACCACACAGCCUCCUCAACAAUAAAAGAGAACAAGAACCACUUCCUGAAACACUGAAUAGCUCACCUUGCACUUCCUACUUCUUUUGAGGCUCCCACUCAUCACGCAAAAUAAACAAACUUUUAUUAAUUUUCACAUAUAAUAUUCUCAGAAUAUCAAUUGGAUAGCUGAUUCUCCUCUGAUGACUUUGCCUCUUUUUUUCUCUUCUAAAAUCUCAGAUAUCCGCAAACUCUUUAACACCUCUCCCACCCCCUCUUGCUCCAACCCCUACACCCACUGCAUCCCCUACUAACUCACCCUCCUUCUCCACCUUCUCUCCCCUCUCAGACUCUGACCUCUCCUCCCUGCUCCAGGGUCACAAACCCACCACGUGUGCCCUGGACCCCCUCCCCACUCACCUCUUUCAAGCUGCUGCUCCUGCAUUACUUCCCUUCAUCUCCUCCCUUCUCAACAGCUCUCUCCUUUCUGGUCUCUUUCCCUCUGCCUUCAAACAAGCCUCUAUCACUCCCCUCCUCAAAAAACCUACCCUGGAACCCACCUCCCUCCAGAGCUACCAUCCUGUCUCCCUCCUACCCUUCCUCUCCAAAACCCUCAAGCGGGCUGUACACCACAAGCUCUCUGCUUUCCUGUCCAACCACCCUCUGCUCGACCCUCUCCAAUCUAACCUGGCGUGGAGCAACCUCCACACCUCGCCCUCUCUCAACAGAAGUCCCCCAAGGGUCAGUCUUGGGUCCUCUUCUGUUCUCUCUCUACACCCGCUCCCUGGGCCCCCUCAUCGCAUCCUAUGGUUUCUCAUACCAUUUCUAUGCUGAUGAUGCUCAGAUUUUCCUUUCCUUCCCCACCUGACUCCACCAUCCCCUCCCGUAUCUCUACCACAGAUAUCAGGACUGCCCAGUCCCUGACCAUCUUCCGGCACCUCCUCAAGACUCACCUCUUCAGACAGCACCUGUAGAAACUCCUCUUUUCCAUCUGGACACUUAUCACUCUUCCUUAAAUGCGCUUUACUUGCUCUUAUCUGCUCCCUAUUUUAUUGCAUUUAAUCCUGUACUUUAGAGUACUGUAAUAUGUCAGUGUCAUUUAAUAUGUAGUACUUUGUAUUUAAUUAUAUCCUAAUGUAACUAUAACUGACACUGUUAUCUGCUCCGUUAUUGAAUUGCAUUUUGUCAUACUUGUACUUGCUAGAACCGAAGUGAUUGUAUUUUAUCUUGCUCUUAAUUGUAUUAAUACUUGUACUGUGAUUCUUGAAAUGUAUUUUUGUUUACGACUGUAAGUCACCCUGGAUAAGGGCGUCUGCUAAGAAAUAAAUAAUAAUAAUUUAUCUAAUUUCAGGCAGCAUUUCUUAUUUUAUUUUACUAUAACAUGCGCUGUUGGUUUUGGAUUUCUCUUGUAAGGUAUACUUGGAGGCAUGAGAAACCAUUGCAUACAUUUUAUUAUGAAAAUGAAAAUAGUGUUUUGUCUGAAAUUGUGCAGCAUUUGUCCAUAUAAUGUGUUAAAAAAACAAAGUUGUGUUUGUUCACAGAUUACUGCCCUAAUAAUUGAACUGAAAAAUAUAAGGAAGGCCUACACUGCAGUUUUGGGGCAUUGUGACAGCCCUGAAGAUACAGAAGCUAUAAACUGGAUCAACAGAUCAAAACUU
This is a messenger RNA of Acipenser ruthenus (sterlet), 5188 nucleotides long. Its product is annotated as GRIP and coiled-coil domain-containing protein 2-like. The record is from RefSeq and is a predicted model, not a curated record. The transcript has 19 exons. Bases 382 to 2514 code for a protein of 710 amino acids. NCBI's taxonomy places the organism in Eukaryota, Metazoa, Chordata, Actinopteri, Acipenseriformes, Acipenseridae.